Messenger RNA from Cricetulus griseus (Chinese hamster), 2993 nucleotides. NCBI's taxonomy places the organism in Eukaryota, Metazoa, Chordata, Mammalia, Rodentia, Cricetidae. The record is from RefSeq and is a predicted model, not a curated record.
GAUCGACACCAUGUCCCCGGGCAGUGGGGUGAAGAGCGAGUACAUGAAGCGCUACCGGGAGCCGCGCUGGGACGAGUAUGCGCCAUGCUACCGCGAGCUGCUGCGCUACCGCCUGGGCCGCCGGCUACUGGAGCAGGCGCACGCGCCCUGGCUCUGGGACACCUGGGGCCCUGACAGCCCCUCAGACAGCUCGGCUUCACCCAGUCCCGCGCCCUCGGCUCCCUCCGAGCGGGAGGAGGAGCAGACUGUGGGGGAGCGCGGCGCAGAGCUGCGGGGCGCGGAGGUUGGGGACGCGGAGGAGCAAGACACAGUGCUACCAGCACCACCAAAAAAAGACAUAGAAGAAAAACCUGAACUACAAACUGGGGCAAAAGAGACUGACAGGGUGCCCAGUGGCCCCGAACCUCGACAACAUCCUAGUGCCUUAUUUGCCAGAGGAAGUAAGAAAGCAACCAGAAGCCCCCAAAGAUCAACAAGCAAAAUAAAAGAGAACAAGCACCCAUUUGCUCUGUAUGGCUGGGGAGAGAAACAGAUGGAUACGGGGAGUCAGAAGACACACAAUGUCUGUGCAUCUGCCUCUGUGCACGAGAUUCAUGAAUCAGCACUUCGAGCCAAGAACAGAAGACAGGUGGAGAAAAGGAAACUGGCUGCCCAGAGGCAGCGGGCUCACUCGGUGGAUGUGGAAAAGAACCGGAGGGUAAAGCCAUCUUCCGCAGAGAACCCGUGGCUGACAGAGUACAUGCGGUGCUACUCAGCAAGGGCAUAGAUGCUGGGACAUGCUCUUUCAAGUGUUUAUGGAAGAAAAGAAUGACCAAAACUAGCAAAUGGGACCACACACAGGUGGAAGAAACAGACUGGUCCUGCAAGGCUCUUCUUAGGAAUUUCCAAGAGAUGGUUUUGCUUUCAUGAUGGUUGAUCACCUACCUUCAUAGUUAGGGCAGAUCAUCAAAGCCAUAGUGUUGGCUUGUUUAUGAAGACAAGUCCCCGAGUCUUGAUAUUCUUGUAAGAGUUUUAUUUUAAAGAUUUUAAUCUUUGGAGAUACCCACACCAAAUGCCUUUAACCGGCUCUAGGCGCUUCCCAUGCACACCCUCCUGUAGUACAGUCGGAGCUGUCCUUUUUGACCAGCACAUUCCACAUCUGGCAGGGGCAUCCCAUCCCACAGUGCGGGACUCACAGGCACCACAUCUGUGCAGUUUGCCUUGCAGAGGGCACCAAGGAAAGCAAGGGCAUCAGUGCGAGGUCAAUGCUGUUCCUGACAGACUAGAACUGUGGCAACUGCUGAACAGUUACUCUCAAUGUUCCUUUCACCUCACCUCCAUGUAGACUAUGAUUCUUAAGAAUUUCCUGGCCAGAAUGAGGGUCACCUUUUCUCCUUAAACCAUCACUUAGACAUUUAUUUAGUAAUAUAAUUUAAUAGUUCUGGUACAUUCCGGUGAGUGACGUGCAGUGCAGUGCAUGCUUUAGAGCAAUGAUGACAUUUGUUUUGAGUCAGUGUCACAUUCUUUUAACUGCAGAAUUCCCUUUAGAGCACACAUGGCAUAGUCAGCUCUUAUUAAGUCUGACCUGCCACUCCCCUCUUUGGAGACAGCAGACGAUGACACUGAAAACUUGAAAUCUGAAAUGAUAUUUAAUGAACUGAGCUUGUGGGGAUGGGACCAGCAGGCACCCUUCGGUAUCAUCACCUCCAUUCUGCUUUUCCUUCCAUAGAACUUAAUGAAGGCCUCAUGAUGCACAGUGCUGAUACUUUAAGUUGAAAACAUGACUACUUGAUAUCCGGCCUGGUGACCUGUGCUGCCGAACUGUGGGAGAAUGGGGCGUACACUGGCCUGGGAACCACUGUCAAGGUUUUUAAAAAAAGGUUUUAAAAAGCAUAGGUUUCCAUGAGAUGGGCGCCUUUUCCAUCCUGCUGGAAAGAAGUUUAAGAGGAUGAGCACUGUGCUCUUCCAGAAACAGGGAGAUCUUUGCCUGCACUCACUCAGCAUCUGAGUUUGUUGGGUAAAACUGAGUGCUGGGUGUGUGUGUGUGACUGAGCAUCUCCAGGAUGUUUUCACUUUGGGUUUUUGAGUAUGAUAAUUUCUAGAACACAAACUGAUUUCAUUACAUAUAAAUUUGUCACACAGUGUCAUCUUAAAACUGUAUGAAGCUUUGAAAAUGCAAACUGAAGGAUCAUGAGUGUUUUUUUAAAAAAAAAAACAAACUUAAAAUAUUUGCCUACUUUUGUAUAGUCCCUUGUGUACAGAGCCCUCCCACUGAAGUGUAUAUCUAAUUAAAGAUUAAGUUCUACAUCUUGUCCAAAUACAACCUUGCUAGUGACUCUGUUAACCACAUAGUCCCCAGAUGUCACAUAGGCAAGGUGAUUGGGACAGUGGCCCAGUUGGUUGAGAAUUACUCUUUGUAAAACUGUGCCUUGAAUGCCUGUGUUCCUCACCCAGCCUACAUCAUCAAGUUGCACCCGACAAUCUCAGAAAGACAGGUGGGGAGGGCACAGGACCUCCCCACGACCCCACCCUCACCCCUGGCUUUCAGAAUCAUGUAGAAGAUACGCGCAUCCUUUUGCCUGUGUGUGGACGCACAGGCUGAAGUGCACGGAGAGGCCAUGCUGGUGUCUUUGCCACUUUCUUUUUACACAGAGCACAACUGCUCAGGACUUUGCAGAAUAUUUAAUGUUCCCACACCACAAAUAAGUCAGUAUGAGUUACCUGCGACUCCCCACACCCCAGUCUCUGUAUGUUUAGGCUUCAAUUUCUUUCCUUUAAAAAAGAUGAUUACCUUUUGAGCCUAUGAAGUUUUUAACAAAUUGAUCUUAUGAACAAUUUUUUCCUAUCCUAGGAGCUAAUACAGGACAAGCUACAAGGCAAUGAGAUAAUUUAAAAUUAGCUUCCAUGCUGGAGACGUCUGAAAAUGUUUGAGAAUACAGUCAUAUUUAAAAUAAAUGAUACAGUCUUUUAAAAAUUUUUGAUUUUAAGGUCUUAAUUAAAAAUUUUUUCCAUAA